AUUUAAUUGAAAGCUCUUCAACAAAAAAGUUAAAAAACAACACACAUCUAUCAUUAAAUAGUGUUUGAGUUAAAAAAGAAACAGAGAAGAUUUUAGGUAUGCACUAUCAAAUGAUUUAAAGAAACGGUAGAAACCUUGUUUUUAACCGUCACGGUCCCUAUAUAAACCUAUGAGCUAGCGACGACAAGUAUUCAGUAUAAUCAAUCAGAAAACAAGUAGAAACUUUAAAACGAGAGAGAGAGAAAGAAAUGGCGACAUCGGGAACGUACGUGACGGAGGUUCCGUUGAAAGGAUCGGCGGAGAAACACUACAAGAGCUGGAAGAGCGAGAACCAUGUCUUCGCUGACGCCAUUGGCCACCACAUCCAAAAUGUCGUUGUUCACGAAGGCGAACAUGACUCUCACGGGUCUAUCAGGAGUUGGGACUACACAUAUGAUGGAAAGAAGGAGAUGUUCAAAGAGAAGAGAGAGAUAGAUGAUGAGAAUAAAACAUUGACGAAAAGAGGACUGGAUGGUCACGUGAUGGAGCAUCUCAAAGUAUUUGAUAUCAUCUACGAAUUUAUUCCCAAAUCUGAGGAUAGCUGCGUCUGCAAAAUCACUAUGAUAUGGGAGAAGCGCAACGAUGACUUUCCCGAACCAAGCGGCUACAUGAAAUUCGUCAAGCAAAUGGUUGUUGACAUUGAAGGCCACGUCAACAAAGCUUAACCACAACCAUCACCGUCAUCACUAUCUCGAUCGAUAUUGUAUUAUUAUGGUGUCUUUUCGAUAAUCAAUAUAAUAAAGGGGGUCUUGUGGAGUUUCUAUUCUCUGUAACUGUUUGGUUUUGGAAUAUGCUGUGAUAUGUUGUUAUGCUCAUCAUAUAUCGGUUUCGAUAUAAUGAGUAUUAAAUAAAGUACGUUCAGUUAUCUACAUAUUUCAUUGUUUUUUUCUUCAUAUAUGUAGAUCAUAGUAAACAUCUAGUGGUAUAAUACUAUAAUUAGUCGGUGUGGUAUAUGCAAAUUUCUAGAUAGCAAUUAAGUAAAUAACAAGAGUACGUAUAUUACUUUGGUCACACUCACAUAUUAUACAUCUCAUUUUCACCUUAAUUGGACUGUUAUGCGCUUAACCUUGCAUUGAUGAAGA
Molecule: messenger RNA, 1121 nt
Organism: Arabidopsis thaliana (thale cress)
Lineage: Eukaryota; Viridiplantae; Streptophyta; Magnoliopsida; Brassicales; Brassicaceae
Product: Polyketide cyclase/dehydrase and lipid transport superfamily protein
Exons: 2
Coding region: 249-704 (151 amino acids)
Biological process (GO): defense response
Cellular component (GO): cytoplasmic stress granule
Source: RefSeq, marked reviewed